Messenger RNA from Diospyros lotus (date-plum), 864 nucleotides. RefSeq lists its product as uncharacterized. NCBI's taxonomy places the organism in Eukaryota, Viridiplantae, Streptophyta, Magnoliopsida, Ericales, Ebenaceae. The transcript has 2 exons. The record is from RefSeq and is a predicted model, not a curated record. Bases 290 to 568 code for a protein of 92 amino acids.
UGUGCAUUUUUUUUUUUUUUAAUUUGGUCUGAUAAAUUUCUUACUAAAUAAUGAAUAAAUUUUAUAGAAUAUCACUGUAUAUAUUUACUUUAGGAGAAUAGUUUUGUUUGAACAUUUCGGGCUUCACUAUCGAAUACCUAACUAUCGUGCAGUUUCACGCAAGCCAUUAACAACGCGUUUGAGAAUUUCGCUCGCGUAAUCAUUCAACUAAUAUUUUCAUUGUAACGUCAGCUGCCUUCUUUCUCUCUCCAUUGCAUCUCAAGCUUGAGAGAAUUAGAGAGAGUCGAGAAUGUGCCCUCUGAGACUGAUUCUGAUCUUCCUAUCGGCUACGCUCGCAGGAUUCCUCGUUCUAAAGAACCUCAAAUUUCAACCCCAAACUCCCAAAGAGCAAUCCCCCAACCCUCCCUCUGAAUCGCUCUCAACUUCUUCUAGGGUCAGGGGAGCAAUCGUGAUGGCCUUUUGGGUCUGCUUGGACAUGGCGAGCGGCCGCUAUCUCUGGAGGAAUUUGGUUUCAUCUCCUUCUUUGUCAUCAUCACCAUCACAAUCAUCUAUUAAGCGAUGCAGUUGAUAAUUCGAUAUUUCCUUCUCGACACGUGUUGUACGCUUUUAGGUUUGAUUUCACUUCCCCCCCCUCCCGCCCUUUAUUAUGCGAUUCUCGAGUUCGUCUCUAUGCUAAACGUGAAGAGAAACGAAAAUUGUUGUAGAGUUUUGUGUUGCCAGGAAUGCCUUUCCUACAAUCUUGCCCCAUUGUGUUGCCUGAUUUAGAACUGGGUGUUGAUUGUUCAUCGGUUUGGUUGACAUAAGGUGUAUUUACAAUCUACACAUGUUCGUAUUGCAAUAAAUAACUUCAUUUCAAGAUCAUAA